CUAUAAACAUCUGUUUACUUAUGGUUUUUAAAACGGUUUUAUUCAGUUCUAUAUUAUAAGAUAAUAUAGUUGUCGUAUAUAAUUAAGUUUAAUAGUAUGAGCAAWGAGUUAUAUAUAUAAUUAAUUAAUUAUAAUGAUAAAAGUAAAUGUAAAAUAAAUAAUACACAACCUGAAUGGUGCAUGAAACUUUGCUCAAAGAAACACACUUAUCAUCGUYGUUUUGAUGAAGACAUGACCGAGUCCAAGGUAGCACAUUUUACUCGUGAAUCGUGACGUACGGAACCAUAAUAAAGUUUCGAAACAUAAUUUAUUUCCGUACGAAUAUUUAAGGCAUUAAAUAAUGUCCGUUCCGAAAUAAGCCGAACUAAAACAAAACAAUWAUGAAGCUCUCAAAAAAAUCUACAAUUGACGAUACCAACAUGGCCGAAGAAGUGGACGCGGAACACGAAAAAUGGCAAAAAAUGAAUUUCAGCUCAAAAGUUGAAUAUAUAAUUAAAAACAUAACUGUGGAGCCUCUGCUCGCAUUUUUCAUCGUGUCAAGUGUACUUGGCAACCUCACCACACAAAACCUAAACUUACAAAAAUCAUGUAGGGUCAAUUUAAACAUGAGCGACGUAGUUUGCAGAGCAUUGGAACAACGGAAUAAGGCCAAUUACACUCUUGACCAGGAGGCAAAAGUCCAGGGGCUGGUCACCGACAUGACAAUGUGGCAGUCGGUAAUACAACACACUAUACCGUGCAUAUUCGUAAUUUUCAUCGGAUCCUGGAGUGACAGGACCCGAAARAGGAAGCCGGUUCUGCUGUUACCCAUUUUCGGAGAACUCGUGCGGGUUUUGGGUUUAUUGGUUUGUGUGUUCUAUUUUUACGAACUACCGAUGGAAGUCGCAGGUCUGGUUGAAUCCGUGCCCGGGUCACUAACGGGUGGUUGGAUGAUCAUGUUUAUGGGUGUGUUCACGUACAUUUCAGACGCAACCACGGUGAAAAUGAGGACUCUUAGAAUUGGAGUGCUUAACCUAUCUUUGACCAUAGGAAUAUCUUUUGGUAUAGCCUUGUCUGGUAUUCUGUACCAAAAGCUCGGUUUUUAUGGAAUUUAUUCAAUAUGUUCAACUUUAUACUUCCUGGGUAUACUCUAUGGAUUUUUUUAUCUUAAAGAUGUAAAAAAUAGCAAUUCUCAARCCGUUUGUGAAGACAAUAAAAUUGAUAAAAAACAGUCAUUCUCGACAAACGUCAAGGAGUUUUUUGAUCUAAUACACAUUAAAAAUGCCUUUAAGGUGACUUUCAAAAAAGGUAAUAACAACAGAAGACUCCGGCUUUUGAUGAUGAUGGUAGUUCUCAUGAUAAUAAUGGGYCCUAUGACAGGUGAAAUGUCAGUUAUGUACUUGUCUACYAGAAUACGAUUUAAUUGGGACGAAUUAGAUUACAGUAUGUUUUCUACAUUUACUAUGGUCACUGGUUUUAUUGGAACAUCAAUUUCGUUAUGGGUUUUCAGUCACAAAUUGAAAAUGGAUGACGCAUUGAUCGCUACAAUGGCAUGCAUCAGUAAAGUCAUUGGUAGUUUUGUUUUCGCAUUUGCACCCAAUAAAUACAUAUUUUAUUUGGGCCCAAUUGUGGAAAUUAUUCAUGGCGCUGGUUCCAUUGCAACUAGAUCCAUAUUCACCAAACUUGUCACUCCUGACGAACUUGGUCAAGUAAGUGCUGUAGUAGGAGUUUUUGAGGCUUUUGUCCCAAUGAUAUAUGUACCGAUGUACAGUGCGUUUUAUAAAGCAACGAUGAAAACUUUCCCAGGAGCAUAUUUCCUUCUGGGUGGAGGAUUAACWAUACCAGCAGUUUUCAUAUUUUUGUGGAUGUAUAAAGGAAAUAAAGAACAAGAGGCACGUGAUAUAGAAAAUAAAAAAUCUGAAAUAAUGCAGAAAAAUUCUGAAUUAACGAACGAUACAAUAAAAAUUCCUAAACUAUACGAAACGUCAGAAAAAAAUAGUUACGAAAACUCAGGAUUUAAAUCUGACUAA
Diuraphis noxia (Russian wheat aphid) is the source of this 2009-nucleotide messenger RNA. RefSeq names its product putative peptidoglycan muropeptide transporter SLC46. The record is from RefSeq and is a predicted model, not a curated record. Gene Ontology annotation, molecular function: transmembrane transporter activity. Gene Ontology annotation, biological process: transmembrane transport. Lineage: Eukaryota; Metazoa; Arthropoda; Insecta; Hemiptera; Aphididae. Gene Ontology annotation, cellular component: membrane.